AUGGCAGUAGCAGAGGAAGAAGAAGAGUUCUAUGAGAGGAUCGACGCUCCAAAGUUCGUCGAUUUCACCAUCCCUGACCGCUCUCGCCCGGAUCAGAAGUCUUGGUUCUGUGCUCGAAUCGGUUGUGACCAGAAUCAUGAAGAAGUAGAUCCUGCCGAGCUUAAAAGAAAUUUCAUGCUCCGGGUUAUGGCAGCAAGAAGCCCAAAUCUAAGGUUUCAGAGAGCAUUGAACAAGCAAGGUUCAAGAACAAACACGAAGUGCCCACAAUCCGCCCCAGCUAAAUCAAUCAAGAAUGGAAUUUCAAGAAUGAGGAACAUGAAUUCAAUCUCAGAAAAAAGCACUGUGGCCAAGCUAAAGCAACAUCCAAUAGCUAGCUUGAGAGAGACUCCGAUUCAGAAGAAAGCAAAAGUGCAUACAUUGACAAGUGAGAAGGAGGAACAAACAACAACAGGCAACAACAAAUCACAGGCCAAAUAUCUGAAGGCAUCUGAUAAUCUGUUGGUGUCGAAGGAUAGAAAUUUAGUCAAGGCUCUCUUCUCCCACACUCCAAAGAAGGGAACUGGAUCAAGCAAAUCUCCAAUUUCAGAUAUUUGUUCUGACAUGAAGAAGAAGAUUAAUUUAGGUCAUGGGAGAAAGGGUAUGACCAAUUGUUCUUGUGCAGUGAAAUCAAAUAAAUGCAAGGGAUCUUCUAUUUCAUCAAGAAAGUCCAGCGCACUUGGUUCAAAGAAUAAAGACCACAGCAUCCUUAAAGAAGCUGAACACAACGAGCUGAGAGAUGUUCAGAUUCGUGGAAGAAGUAAUGGUUCAGACCAUGUCGAAGAGAAGAAUACUAAUUUGGUAAAUCCAAUUGGUAAAGAGUAUCAUGCUAUUAUGGACUCUAAAAUUGAUCAGAUCGAUGCUGAAGUAACAGUCAAGCCUUGUAAAGAUGAAGCACAAUAUAUAGAUCUGAACGUUUCCAGUGGAGUAGGCAGUGAGAUUAAAACUGCUUGUAAUGAUACGAACGAUGAUGAUAAGGAGAACAAUUUGUGCACUUUUGAAAAUAAAAAUAUACACCCAAAUGCAGCAACUUCUGAGGCAAAGAGCUUCCAGUUUGAGAACUCAAAUCCUCAGGAAGCUAAAGUUCAAAACAAAACAUUCCAGGUAGUAAAGCUCAAGAGGACAACAAACCCCAAACCUUUCAGAUUAAGAACUGGUGAAAGGGGAAUUCUUAAAGAGGCAAAUUUAGAAAGAAGGCUCCAAGUUGAAUCCAAGAAAGAACGUGCAUCACUACUCAAGCAUCUAGAUGGGAUUCAGAUACAAGAGACACAUUCUCAAGCCAAGUUGAUCAGAUUCCCAGAAGCCAAGCUUGCCAAAACUAUACAGACUCGCAAGGUAAAUCAAAUUACAGGAAUUUUCGUUAAAGCUGGUUUUUUGGUUGUUUUUAAUGAUUAA
This is a messenger RNA of Dendrobium catenatum, 1431 nucleotides long. RefSeq lists its product as uncharacterized. The transcript has 8 exons. Lineage: Eukaryota; Viridiplantae; Streptophyta; Magnoliopsida; Asparagales; Orchidaceae. Bases 1 to 1431 code for a protein of 476 amino acids. The record is from RefSeq and is a predicted model, not a curated record.